Messenger RNA from Epithele typhae, 1185 nucleotides. RefSeq lists its product as uncharacterized. Lineage: Eukaryota; Fungi; Basidiomycota; Agaricomycetes; Polyporales; Epitheliaceae. The record is from RefSeq and is a predicted model, not a curated record. The transcript is spliced from 3 exons. The coding region runs from base 1 to 1185 and encodes 394 amino acids.
AUGCGCACACGCGACAUUCCCCUCGAGAUCUGGCACCAAAUCAUCGCUCAGGCGUGCAGCGACGGCGGACGCACUGGAGCCGCCAUAGCGCGCGUUUCACACUUCUUCCACAACGCCUCCUACCCCGUACGUUUCCGCUCUUUGGCGUUCAGCACACUCGGCCAAAUCCACCAAUUCUUCGCCUACAUCCAAGCGUACUCCUCCUCCAGUUCGCAGACACCGAAGAUCCAACACCUUCUGCUCUCCUUUUCCACCCCGACCCCGACGACUCCGACGCCAGCGGAUGACGUCGGCCCCGCGCUCGACCUGGCCGAUCCCUACCUGUGGUACCGCGUCCGGCAGCAGCGCGAGCUCGAGAAGGCCGCCUGGGACAGGGAGUUCACCGCGCUCGUCUCCGCGCUGCUCGCGCUCGCGGCGCCGACGCUCGAGACCCUCGCCGUGCUGCAGUCGGACGGGCACGCGCUCCCGGCGCUCGCGCACGCCCCGCCCCUGCCGCGCCUACGCGAGCUGACCCUCCUCAUGGGUAUCGCGGCCAUGCUCGACCACCGCGAGAUGCACCUUUGCACGCAGGCGGAGAAUUCGACGAUCCCCGGGGCCGUGGCCGAGGUCGACGACCCCCCAUCCAACGCACCAGCUGGAACGCGUCCGCCCGGGCGCGCCCCCGAGGACGGCGACGGCGGGUGCGGGUGCAGCGCCGUCGCGCUGAGCGAACGCUUCCCCGCGCUCGAGCGCCUCCACCUCGUCUGCGGCCGGCACCGCGACUGGACGCUCGCGGACGCGCUCGCGUGGCUGCCGCGCACGACGCCCGCGCUCACGCACCUCCGCGUCUCGAACGCGGCGUACACGCACGGCCGCGACGGCCGCCUCGCCGCGUUCCUCGCGCGCGCGCUCCUCCCGGCGCGGGCGCCGGCGUCGGGCUCGACGGGCGGGCGGGCGAUCAUCGGGGCGCGUCAUCGUGCACUCGGUGCCUCCCCCCCGGGGCCGGUGCGAGAACCGUACGCGGACUACCGCGCGCUCGUGGCCGCGGUUCGCGCGGUGGGCGCGGCGUGCGAGGGCGGGGCGGCGGGGGACGCGCGGGUGACGUGGGUCGAGGGGGGCGGCGAUGCACGGGAGUGGGAGGAGGCGAUCGCGGCGCAGUGGGUGGACCGGAUCGAGGGCGGGCUCGGAUGCUGGGAGGCUCGAUAG